Molecule: messenger RNA, 1203 nt
Organism: Symbiodinium sp. CCMP2456
Lineage: Eukaryota; Dinophyceae; Suessiales; Symbiodiniaceae
Source: the annotation of a GenBank genome assembly
AUGUUCUGCGCUUUCUUCACUGCAGAGGUGCUGAUCCGCUUCUGCGCUUUCCGCACCUACCGAUACUGUAUGGUGGAUGCUUGGUUCCUGUUCGACUUGACCCUGGUCAUCUUCAUGGUGUUGGAGACCUGGGUCAUCUCUCUCAUCGAUCUUGCCUCAGGUGGAACCGGAGGCGGCGCUGGUAUACUCAACAACUUCAGCAGCCUCAGGCUACUCCGCCUGCUGCGCCUCACGCGCAUGGCUCGAUUGAUGCGCUUUUUCCCAGAGCUGAUGACGCUGGUGAAGGGUAUGGUUCGGGCCAUGCAGUCCGUCGUCUUCAUCCUCCUCUUCAUGGUCGUCGUGACUUAUGUCUUUGCGAUCGUGUUCACCACCCGAUUCGGCACCAUCGGCUUCUUCCCAAAGGAUGGGAACUCGACGCUGCCACAGCUUUUCCCAGACUUAGGCACAUCCAUGAUGACGCUUUUCCUCUAUGGGGUUCUGGCGGACAACUUGACGUACAUUUUGGGUGAGAUCCAGACGGAAGACCUGCUCAUGAUGUGGGCAUUCAUGGUGUUCAUGGUGAUCUCGGGCAUGACGCUGCUCAACAUGCUGAUCGGUGUGUUGUGCCAAGUGAUCGAGGACAGCUCAAGAGAGGAGGCGGAGAUGCGGCAACUCAACGAGCUGAAGGUAUGUCUCGUGGAGGCCUUCACCGCCCUGGACGAGUCCAACGAUGGGACCAUCUCGGAGGACGAGUGGGCGAAGAUCGCUACGAACAAGCGUGUCCAAGCGGCGCUGCUGAAGCUCGGGGUCGAAGAGAGCAUGAUGGAGGAGCGGCUCCGGCAGAUGCAGGAGAGCCUUUUCGGGCGACGGACCGGCCCUGGAGGGCAAGACCAGGAUGCCGGGGACGGCUUGUCUUUCGAUGAGUUUGUGGAGCAGGUGAUUGACCUACGCAUGGACACGCCAGCUGGCGCUCUCGACGUGGAGAUGCUGAAGGCCACCACCAGCUCCGAGCACAAGACACUCCGGCGGCGGCUGAUGUACGUCGAGUCGGAGCUACGAAAGAUGCUCGGGGUUCCAAAGACUGCAAAUCUCAAGACCUUGAGCAGCAUGCACAGCAUGGAGGAGCUGGUGAAUGUGGUGAGUUCUAAGCCCCGGGUCACAGAGUUCCAUGAAAACUGGGAGUUUCCCCGAUUUCUUGAACAGAGCUUUGGCCCCGAAGCCUGA